AUGUCCCUGCAGCAAGGCCCCGCGAGUACCAAUGUCGGACAGCAGUCCCUGUCAAACAACCAGAAAGCCUCAAACGUCAUCGGGGAGUCCAUACUGCAGCUCGAAGCAGUACUGUCUCAACUUCGAGAUGCUAAAGCGGCGGCCGAAAAGGCUGAAAAGGAAUGCGAUGACUACAAGGCAACAGUCAACAAUCUUCAGGAGGAGCUGAAAGUCCUGAAGGAGGAAGGUGAUGCAAAGGACAAGCGAAUCAAAGACCUGAAAGAGGGCCUAUAUUAUUAUGAACGCCAAGUUUGGCCUGAGAGUCGAUGGACUUGGCUUAAAUCUAAUAAGCGCCCCUGA
Molecule: messenger RNA, 339 nt
Organism: Fusarium mangiferae
Lineage: Eukaryota; Fungi; Ascomycota; Sordariomycetes; Hypocreales; Nectriaceae
Exons: 1
Coding region: 1-339 (112 amino acids)
Source: RefSeq, a predicted model, not a curated record